Lactuca sativa (garden lettuce) is the source of this 840-nucleotide messenger RNA. The record is from RefSeq and is a predicted model, not a curated record. NCBI's taxonomy places the organism in Eukaryota, Viridiplantae, Streptophyta, Magnoliopsida, Asterales, Asteraceae.
AUGCGAACCACAUCUCGUUCUGAAAGUGAGAAUUCAGCAUUUCACCAGAACACACAUUAUGGUUCUACGCUUGUCCAUUUCAUGAUUUCAUUUGAAGCUGUUAUGGAGAAGCAAAGAUUCACUCAGUCAUCUUUUGACUUCAAAACUAACGACAAACAUUCAAAAAUGAGGACACCAUUUGAGAUCGAGAGGAAUGCCUCUAUGUUUUACACUCGCACUGUCUUUCGUCAAGUUCAAAAUGAAAUGUACUUGUCUAUGGUUUCAUGUACUCAAAUUUCGAUCAGCACAUUCGAUGAUGUUGAUGAGUGUCUUGUCAAAGAAUUUAUUCAUUACAUUCCUUCUAAUGCAAAUGCUUCUCAGCUUGAUCCAGAAGUUGAAAAUGAUGAUCAAUGGGAUAUACCUAUACGUGAGUCUACUUAUAAGGUCACACACAAUAAGUCUGCACAAACAUUUACAUGUCCUUGUAUGAAGUUUGAGCAAUUUGGCAAUAAUCACACCAAAUUGAAAGAAUACUUGGAUGAAAUAAAGCAGCUUGAAGCAAAGUUCCUUUCCAAUUUCACAACUCAUGAAAAAGGAAACAAGAAUAAAGAGUUCGAAAAAACACUUGGUGUUACCAUUCCCACUAGUGUGGAUAUUCAAAAUUCUGGAGAAAUCCGCAACAAAGGAAGUGGUACUAAAAAAGGAAUGAAAAGUUCGAGAGAGGUGACAACAGAAAAAUCAAAGGGUUCCAGAUGCAGUUAUUGUCGCAAUGGGAAUGAUCAUGAUUGGCGAAAUUGCCCUGUAAGAAAAGAAGAUGAGAAGAACAACAUUUUCAAAGAACGUCCUGGGAAGAAGAAUUAA